Messenger RNA from Sitodiplosis mosellana (orange wheat blossom midge), 1054 nucleotides. RefSeq lists its product as uncharacterized. The transcript has 2 exons. NCBI's taxonomy places the organism in Eukaryota, Metazoa, Arthropoda, Insecta, Diptera, Cecidomyiidae. Bases 1 to 954 code for a protein of 317 amino acids. The record is from RefSeq and is a predicted model, not a curated record.
AUGGUGCAUGAGCUGGACGAUAGCCAUCGAGUGGUUUGGCCCAACGCAGACUAUUUCGGCAAUGCAAUGAAUGAUUUGAUUGACACGUACGUAACGAACGUAAAAAACAACUUGAAGACGCAUAGCAAGAAACGCCUGCGCGAAUGGCUGCGGGUAAAAGUGUUCGAAUCUUCGUUGGUUGCUCGAUACGAACAGGCCGACAUCGACCGUGUGAUUAGUUUGGCAAUUUUUGGCAAUGACGAUAUUAAAAUCAAUGGCAUGGAUGAUGUUGCCAAACGUGAGCGGCGUAACUUGUUGAUUGAAAUGGUCACGAAGAACAGUUGGUGGGACAUACCAGACAACAACAUCGGCCUAUUCACAAAUGGGAAGAACUGGUUCAAAAGCAUCGCAUUCUGGAUUUCCCUCCAGCGGAAAAUUGAUGAUUUCAACACCUGCGAGGAAUAUCGUGAAGAACACCGAUGCCAACGCGAAGAGUUUCAAGAGCUGAAUCGAUGCCGACGUCGAAAUCACCGUCCGUGCACUUGCCAGCAGCCAGUUGAUCGAGGCCAAAAUGGAAAUGAGUACAUUGAGAAAGGGCCGCCGAGAGUGAAAAAUCUGGCAGUGAUUCCAAUUUGCAGUUUCACUCGUACCCACUACACGUUGGACAUUCGUACAUUGUACUUUUUGUUGCGUCAACUUGAAAUCGUACCACUUAACAUCACACAGGACGAGUUCAGAAAACAAAAGGAGUAUUAUUGGGGCCAAUGCUUCGAUAUGCGGAAAAUCUAUCAUCUCAUGACGAAAAUGAGCAACAUGGAAUCGGACAAAAAGGCCAUUGUUCAAAACUACAAAAAGUUUGUCAAUGAAGGUGCUACUGAUCCGGGUGUGAAUACGUGGAACGCAACAACGGUACACAACAUCGAAACUGGCAAAGAGACGAACUACACGAUCAGCAGCAAACAGUAUCAUUACUGAACGAAGCAAAAGGUUCGAAAUCGACAGGGAAAGCGGUGGACCAAAGACUUUGUCAAGGAAGAGAGGCAGGAUCGUGAAAAUCGUGCGCUCUAUCCGGUGA